Messenger RNA from Macrosiphum euphorbiae (potato aphid), 1347 nucleotides. The record is from the annotation of a GenBank genome assembly. NCBI's taxonomy places the organism in Eukaryota, Metazoa, Arthropoda, Insecta, Hemiptera, Aphididae.
AUGGACCAUUGGCCAAAAGAUGUCGGAAUACGCGCUAUUCAUUUUGUCAUACCGUCGUUGUACGUCGAUCAAACCGAUUUGGAACAAUACGACCAAGUGUCCGAAGGAAAAUACACCGUUGGUUUGGGCCAAAAGCAAAUGGGUUUUUGCACAGACCUCGAAGACGUAAACUCACUGUGCCUGACGGCAGUCAGUCAGCUUAUAGAAAACAACGGUAUUAACUAUUCGGACAUAGGUCGCCUGGAGGUGGGCACCGAGACCAUAAUCGAUAAGUCUAAAAGCGUGAAAACAGUUUUGAUGAAACUGUUUGAGCCCAGUGGCAAUUUCCAGGUCGAGGGUAUCGACACGACGAACGCCUGUUACGGUGGGACGGCGGCCUUGUUCAACGCGCUAUCGUGGAUGGAGUCGAGCGCAUGGGACGGUAGGCUGGCCGUGGUCGUUGCGGCUGACAUCGCUAUCUAUGCCAAAGGCAAUGCGCGGCCGACGGGGGGCGCUGGUGCAGUCGCGAUGUUGAUAGGACCGAACGCUUCUUUGGUGAUCGAGAGGGGCCUCCGAGGCACGUACAUGAACCACGCGUACGAUUUCUUCAAGCCCGACCUAACGUCCGAGUACCCAGUGGUGGACGGUAAACUGUCCAUCGAGUGUUACCUGAACGCCCUGGACCAGUGCUACAAGUCCUAUCUGAACAAGUGCGGUGGCGGCGGCACCAACGUCGACCUGAACGGGUUCGAUUCGUUCGUGUUCCACACGCCGUACUGUAAACUGGUGCAGAAAUCCCUUGCCCGGCUGUACCUGAAUGAUUUCGUGAACAGCGACACGAAGGAUGAGGACUAUCCGGGCCUGGGACAAUACAAGGACGUGCACUUGCCUUCCACGUUUUUCGACCGGGACAUUGAAAAGACGUUUAUGGAGCGCAGCAAGACCAUUUACGAGGACAAGACCAAGCCGUCGCUGUUGCUGGCGUCACGCGUGGGCAACAUGUACACGGCAUCUGUGUACAGUGGGCUGGUCUCGUAUCUGGUGUCGUUGCCUCCAGAACACCUACCCGGUAAGAAGAUUGGCGUGUUCUCUUACGGUUCCGGUUUGGCGUCGUCUAUGUACUCGAUCAGGGUUGUCGACAAUGGUUUGCUGAGUCUGAUCGCCAAUCUGAAGAAGGGCAUCGACCGCCUGGAGGAACGGAUACGCCUCACUCCCGAACAGUUCACUGAAGUGUUGGAAGUCCGGCAAAAGUCUUUGCACCAAGCACCCUACACACCUGUCAGCAACAAGGACCAACUGUUCCCUGGCACGUGGUACUUGUCCUGUAUCGACGAAAUGCACAGACGAUUUUACGAGAGAAAAGAAUAG